Molecule: messenger RNA, 2638 nt
Organism: Antechinus flavipes (yellow-footed antechinus)
Lineage: Eukaryota; Metazoa; Chordata; Mammalia; Dasyuromorphia; Dasyuridae
Gene: MOS
Product: MOS proto-oncogene, serine/threonine kinase
Exons: 1
Coding region: 1424-2482 (352 amino acids)
Biological process (GO): positive regulation of MAPK cascade; signal transduction; negative regulation of metaphase/anaphase transition of meiotic cell cycle
Cellular component (GO): cytoplasm
Molecular function (GO): ATP binding; protein kinase activity
Source: RefSeq, a predicted model, not a curated record
UAAGCACUCUUCUUUCUAAAAGGAUAAAAAAGGCUUCAUAAAAGAGAAAUUCAGAUACAUCACAGACAUGGAAGGAUAAAUGCUCACAAUAAACUUGUGCCUUUAUAGUACUCAUAAGUAUUCCCAGCAGGCGGACUAAAAUGACCUAACUCAGAAGUGGAAAGUGGAGCUUUUGGUUCUAAAUCUAGGCUUUGACCAUCUCUUUAAAUUUUGUUUUCCAAAACUGAGAUAAUACUGAACUUGGUGUUUUCUUCAUAAAGCAGGUGUGGGAAAAAAAAAUUCCAAUUACUUGGUACCAGGAACAAUCAUUAACAAUUAUUUGUUGUGUCUAGGAGAAUUGUAUGAAUGAAUAAGGUUCCUAACAUCUUAUAUUUUCAUGUAUUUGUUCUACAUUUGUAUCAGAAAUAAUGCGGACUUUUUAAAAAAAAAAAAAACAAACUUUUUCUUCUACUUUCUACUGUAUAUUUGCAUUAUUUCAGGGCAUGACUGUGACUCUAUUCUUUAUUCUUUCCCCUUUUGUUGCCAAUUUUACUACAAGACUUCUGUAACUCAUUUGUCUAAAAUCUCUCUUGCUAGUUAACUUACUGGGUGGGCUGAAUUGCUAUGGAAGGUUAGAAGGAUUUUAAGGAAUUCCUUCUAUAUGUUGCUAAGAAGUAUUGCUAAUUUCCUCUGGAUGUUGAAUGGAAUGCCAAAGUCUUAACUUUUUUCUGUUAUGUAGAGGAGAGACCCUUGAUUUAGGGAUACCAGUGAUUUUGUUUGUAUCAAUUACAUUAACAUUGCAAUUCUUUACUGCUGAAUAUUGCACCUAAUUGUUCCCUUAAUAAGUUAUACAAAUGUGUGCUGUUCUUAUUUCAACUGGAAAUAAGUAACUGCUUCCAGUAAAUGCUGGAAAUUAUUUAAUGCAGCUGGAGACAAAAGUUGACAAUAACUCGAGUCUAAAAAGUGUGAAAUUAUUUCAUUUCAUUGUUGUGGUCUAUGUAGUCUAAGAAUGGAUUUCAGCUGAUGACACUUGGGGGAAAAAAACAACUUCCUUUUAAUUAGGGACAUAGAAAAGGGAACAUGAUAUAAGGUGAGCUGUAGGGCAUAUGUCCAUUGUUUAUAUCGUAAACUCUUCUCAGAAAUUUUUUUAAUGCAAGAUUUUUGAGUUCUGUGAUUGAGAUAAUACUUUAAUCUGAAAGUGAUUGUUUUUGCCUUCAUUCAGAGACUUUUCUUUUUCGUAGGAAAAAAAAAAAAAAACAACCCACCAGCAACAGAUGUAGCUUAUUUGUUCGGGUUUGGGGACGGGGGCGGGAGAGGAGAAAUGAGGGAAGAGAAUAAAGAAGGGAGAGAUGUAUCAGCGGGAGUGGUUAGUCUUUGAGGCUCAUUUGGCCUUUCCCCCCCUUUCUUGAGCCGAGGGGAGCUGGUCCCCACCCUAAGGUGGCCGAUGCCAUCACCAGUUCCCCUGACUCGUUUCUUUCCCAGAGAAUUUUCUCCUUCAGUGGAUUUGCGGCCCUGCAGCAGCCCUCUGGAGCUCCCAAGAAAGGGGGGGAAGCUGUUUUUAGAGGGAACUCCCUCCCCAAGGGCUCGGCGGCUACCCCGGAGACUGGCCUGGUGCUCCAUAGACUGGGAGCAGAUAUGUUUCCUGCAGAAGCUGGGAGCCGGGGGGUUUGGCUCCGUCUAUAAGGGCACCUACCGAGGCCUUACCGUCGCCAUAAAGCAAGUGAAAAAGUGCAGCAAGAACCGGCUGGCUUCGCGACAGAGCUUCUGGGCCGAGCUCAACGUGGCCCGGCUGUGCCACAAAAAUGUGGUGCGGGUGGUGGCCGCCAGCACUUGCACUCCUGCGGGUUACAACAGCCUGGGGACCAUCAUCAUGGAGUAUGGUGGCCCCACGACCCUGCACGACGUCAUCUACGGGGCUAGCUCAGCACCCGACGAUGAGGAGCCCAGAGUUGAGGAGCCCUUGGACCUGGGAAGAUGCCUCCAGUAUUCGCUCGACGUGGUCAGUGGUCUGCUUUUCCUCCACUCUCAAGGCAUCGUUCACUUGGAUCUGAAGCCGGCCAACAUCUUGAUCGGGGAGCAUGAAGUCUGCAAAAUUGGGGACUUCGGGUGCUCCCAAAGGCUGGAAGAUCUGCUGGGCCUGAGCGCCCACCAUUGCCACCUGGGCGGCACAUACACACAUCGGGCCCCGGAGAUCCUCAAAGGAGAGACGGUGACUGGCAAAGCAGACGUCUAUUCCUUUGCCAUCACGCUCUGGCAAAUGGUCACAAAGGAAGUGCCUUAUUCGGGUGAGCACCAAUACAUUCUGUAUGCGGUGGUGGCCUACAACCUCCGGCCACCACUCACAUCCCCGGUCUUCACCGACUCCAUACCUGGCCAAAGACUGGAACACAUUAUCCGAUGCUGCUGGACUGCGGACGCUUUGCUCAGACCCAGCUCAGAACUGCUCCUGGGUGAUCUUAAUUCCUUGCGCACUAACUUGGCAGGCUUGAAUGCUAGAAGUUAAGUCAACAAAAAGCUUUCCUAUGUGUCUGCUCGUUUCUGUGUUUUCUCUUUCUCUUCCCUUGCUUCCAUGUGGAGAGUUGGAAAGAUUUUUUCUUUUAAAAAAAAUGUUUCUUGAUUGCAAGAGAGACUUUUAAAAAAAUAAAAUGACGUGAACUUU